Molecule: messenger RNA, 1518 nt
Organism: Trichoderma asperellum CBS 433.97
Lineage: Eukaryota; Fungi; Ascomycota; Sordariomycetes; Hypocreales; Hypocreaceae
Source: RefSeq, a predicted model, not a curated record
AUGCCUCAAACGAGAUCUGCCUCUAAGCAGCAGCGUCAGAGACAGAUGGACAGCCCUAAGACGGAUAGCAACGGCCAAGCAGGCAGCCCUGCUGCUCUGGAUGAAGCAUGCCUUCCGUACAACCAAGGAGCUGGGAACGCAUCCGCCAUAAAUAUCAGCGAUCCAGACACCACGGCUUUCGAUUCUUUUGAGGGGUCUCUCUAUCAAGAGUCACAGCAGCAGGAGCAGGAGCAGCAGCAACAGGAACAGCAGCAGUUAGUUCUCUUCAACCCAACAGACGGAGAUAGUCUGAACCAACCAUAUCUCCCAUGGGAUUUUCCAGGCAUUGACCAGCAUUUGUAUCCCUUUACUCGACCAACAAUGGCGGACGACCAGCGCUACCUGUCUCCGUUCUACUAUGUGGACCCAAAUUUCUUUGAAAACGAUUAUACGCAGCAGCAGCAGCAGCAGCAGCAGCAAUAUGACGAAUAUCAGACAUUGCAGCCAUGGAUGUCUCCAAACCUCGAAGAAUCUGCCGUCUUGGAUGUACAAGAUAUCCAAGGCCAAGUCAAUGGCCUUAGCCAGCUGCCAUUCCAAACCGGCGAUGAGCCUUUUGAGCCUUUGCCGUUCGAAUAUGCUGCAAUGCCGGAUCAUUUGAUUCAAUUUCCUCCCCUAGAUGAACGAUGGUCAGCCACAUACGAGGGUGAUCUUUUUGGAAUUCCUCAGACUCUGGAGCAGACCAUCCACAACGAUGCCUCUCUUCUUGGUGAGAACGUCGAAAUGACCCUGCAGGUGGCUUCCUCUUCGCAGCCUCUCACGGGGGUUGCUUUUAUUAAGCAUGAGCACCAGCGGAAUCUCCCCGGUGAUGAGAGACCCAAUCACUUGCAUCCACCAAUCCAGCUUACUCUAGUGGGUAGCAAGGCCGCGCUGGAACAAGCAAGGCGAAGACGACAAGCCAAUAGAUGCCGCAAGGGCCCAAAGCCCGCGGUAGAAGUCGACUGGCUUCCACGCGAUGCUGAUCGAGAAACCAAAGACAGGUUUCUCGUGGAGGCGAGACGGAAUAAAGUCUCGUACAAACUCAUCAAGACGUAUGGCCGCUUCGCAGAGGCAGAGUCGACUCUUCGUGGCCGUUUUCGAACGUUGACGAAGAGAAAAGAGGACCGGGUCAGAGAUCCUCAGUGGACGCCCAUCGACAUUCAUCUUUUGAAGGAGGCCGUUCAAGUGUAUGCUGGUGGCCAGCAUCCUGACAGGGCAGGCAUCUCGUGGAUGAUGGUCUCUCAGUACAUAACCGGCCAUGGUGGCACGUACGCUUUUGGAUACACGACUUGUCAUCGUAGAUGGCUGCAUCUCGAAGCUACUGGGCAGCUGGGGGAGAAUUGGGUUGAUCAGAGCUGGGAGGCUCGUGACGAUGAUGAGGAGAAUGAAGAUGAUGAUGAUGAGAUGGAGGGAGUCGAGACCGAGGCGGACGAUGAGGAUGAGAAUGAGGACGACGAUGGUGACGACGAUGGUGACGACGAUGGCGAUGACGAAGAAGACUAA